Messenger RNA from Cicer arietinum (chickpea), 2328 nucleotides. RefSeq names its product ABC transporter B family member 25. Gene Ontology annotation, molecular function: ATP binding; ATP hydrolysis activity; ABC-type oligopeptide transporter activity. The record is from RefSeq and is a predicted model, not a curated record. Gene Ontology annotation, biological process: oligopeptide export from mitochondrion. Gene Ontology annotation, cellular component: mitochondrial inner membrane. NCBI's taxonomy places the organism in Eukaryota, Viridiplantae, Streptophyta, Magnoliopsida, Fabales, Fabaceae.
GACCUCCACGAGGUAGUAGUACAUUAUUAAGUGGAAAGGGUGGUUUUAUUUGGGUAGAGUAGUUGAGAGAAAUGAACGGCUUAAGAGGCGAAAGAGCACCUCUCUUGGAGGCUGAGCGCAGUGGAAGGGGAAAGAGACAAGAUGAUGCCACGGUAGAUCAAGUCUCCGACCUUGAACAUGGCGAUGCAGUGCCGGCUGCAAAUGUGGGAUUCUUUAGAGUGUUUUCACUUGCAAAACCUGAGGCUGGAAAGUUGGUGAUUGCUACCGUAGCUCUGUUAAUUGCUGCCACAUCAAGUAUCUUAGUUCAAAAAUUUGGUGGGAAGAUAAUUGACAUUGUAUCGGGAGAUAUCAGAACUCCUGAGGAGAAAGAUGCAGCAUUAGAUGCUGUCAAAAGCACUAUACUACAAAUCUUUCUGAUUGUUGUCCUUGGGUCAGUUUGCUCAGCACUUCGAGCAUGGCUUUUUUAUUCUGCCAGUGAAAGGGUUGUUGCACGCCUGAGGAAGAAUUUGUUCGGUCACCUUGUAAACCAGGAGAUAGCCUUCUUUGAUGUUACUCGAACCGGGGAACUUUUAAGUAGGCUAUCUGAAGAUACACAAAUCAUUAAGAAUGCUGCAACUACCAACCUCUCCGAGGCCUUGAGAAAUUUGUCAACUGCAUUUAUCGGUCUCAGCUUCAUGUUUGCAACAUCAUGGAAGUUAACAUUGUUGGCUUUGGCUGUUGUACCUGUUAUUUCCGUUGCUGUUCGUAAAUUUGGUCGUUUCCUGCGUGAACUUUCUCAUAAAACUCAAGCUGCAGCAGCAGUAGCUUCUUCGAUUGCCGAGGAAUCCUUUGGUGCAAUAAGAACGGUUAGAUCUUUUGCUCAGGAAGAUUAUGAAAUAGAACGCUACUCUGAGAAAGUUAACGAGACUCUAAAUCUUGGACUCAAACAAGCUAAAGUUGUUGGACUCUUUUCUGGAGGUCUUAAUGCUGCAUCUACACUUUCAGUUAUUGUAGUUGUUAUAUAUGGAGCUAAUUUGACAAUCAAGGGUGCCAUGACCUCGGGUGAUCUUACAUCUUUCAUUCUUUAUAGUCUCUCAGUUGGAUCUUCUAUAUCUGGUUUGUCGGGAUUGUAUACCGUAGUUAUGAAAGCCGCAGGUGCUAGCAGAAGAGUAUUUCAACUUAUGGAUCGUGUCUCAUCCAUGCCUAAGUCGGGAGAAAAAUGUCCUCUGGGUGAUCAAGAUGGGGAAGUGGAACUAGAUGAUGUAUGGUUUUCAUAUCCAUCACGUCCUAAUCAUAUGGUGCUCAAGGGUAUUACAAUGAAACUGCAACCUGGCUCAAAGGUUGCUCUUGUUGGUCCAAGCGGUGGCGGAAAGACUACAAUUGCAAACUUAAUUGAAAGAUUUUAUGACCCAACCAAGGGAAAGAUUAUGGUGAAUGGGGUUCCUCUGGUAGAAAUAUCACACAAACAUUUACACAGAAAGAUCAGUAUAGUGAGUCAAGAGCCUACACUCUUCAAUUGUUCCAUAGAGGAGAACAUAGCUUAUGGAUUUGAUGGCAAAAUUGACGCCGCCGAUAUUGAAAAUGCAUCUAAAAUGGCCAACGCUCAUGAGUUUAUAUCGAAAUUCCCCGAAAAAUACAAGACCUUUGUUGGAGAGCGAGGAAUAAGGCUUUCAGGAGGACAGAAGCAGAGAAUAGCAAUUGCUAGAGCCUUGCUUAUGGACCCAAAAGUUCUCCUACUGGAUGAAGCCACAAGUGCCUUAGAUGCCGAAAGCGAAUACUUAGUACAGGAUGCUAUGGAUUCUAUCAUGAAGGGAAGGACAGUUCUAGUCAUUGCUCAUAGGUUAUCAACUGUUAAAACUGCUAAUACUGUUGCAGUUGUUUCUGAUGGCCAAAUAGUCGAGAGUGGUACUCACGACGAGCUUCUCGACAAGAAUGGCGUCUAUACUGCAUUAGUCAGGAGACAACUACAAACAACAAAAACUGAAAUCUAAUCUAUGCAUACUAAACUAUGAAUAACCGUUGCCACGAUAUUUGUGAGAAUACUCUAGACCGUAGAGUGGAGGGGCGCACAUGAUGCUUUGGGACGCAGAUUCCUUGGAAGGUCCUCAUCUGUCGCGGUUGCUAUUUUCAGCAUUAUGUUUAUCAAGAAAUUGUAGGUACUACUCAUGAAUUAUCCCCUAAUUCUGAAGUCAAAAUAUUGGUCCUUAUAUUGAGCAUCAUGUUUGUCGGCAUUGGUUUGAGUUUGCUUGGCAUAAUUUAACUGAAGUUAGCUUUUCAUGCUUGUCUAUCACUAAACCCAUAACAUAUAUGUAUACUAAUAUAAAGAAUCAAUGAGUUCUUUUUUGUUCC